AUGUUUAACUACCUCGCAGGCCCACGCGUGGGCAGGCGGGCGCCAGUGACUGGUGGAGCGAAGCGCUUCUACUGCGACCUCUGCACAUACUCCACUGUGUUCCGCCGCAACCUGACUGUGCACCGGCGCACCCACACGGGCGAGAAGCCGUACUCGUGCCGAUGCUGUGCCCGCCGCUUCACUCACAAGAGUGGCCUGAACCGCCACAUGCGCACCCACGGGGACCAGCCCCGGCAUGAUUGCCCACACUGCGCCAAGACCUUUGCACAAGGCAAGCAUCUAGAGGCACACCUGCGCUGUAGCCACGGCAUCGCCGAGGCCAAUGUAGCUGAGUGGGACCAGCCCAUGAGCUGCCCGCUUUGCCAGCUCACAUGUGCGGAUAAGAAGGCACUCAUGCAGCACCUCCAGCGCCAUGUUUCCAGCGAUGGCCAGGUGCUCUACCCGUGCGCCAGCUGCGAGCAAGUGUUCACCGAGUCCUUGAGCCUUGAAGCGCACAUGAAAGAGGAGCACCCAUCGGACUCUUUGCCAGCCAGCGAGGAAGACGAAGAGGACAGUCUACUGGGACUGGCCUGA
Messenger RNA from Rhipicephalus microplus (southern cattle tick), 573 nucleotides. RefSeq lists its product as uncharacterized. NCBI's taxonomy places the organism in Eukaryota, Metazoa, Arthropoda, Arachnida, Ixodida, Ixodidae. The record is from RefSeq and is a predicted model, not a curated record.